AUGUUCUUGGUUUGCAGUAUUCAACGCUUAAUUUUAGGACCACCUGGUCAACCAGGACCGGUUGGCCCACCAGGUCAACCAGGUACACCUGGACCGGACGGUGAGAGAGGAGAACCAGGAAGACCAGCAGCAAGUACACCAUCAAUACCCGGUGAUCCAGGACAGCCUGGAGAACCAGGACCUCCUGGACUCCCCGGACCAGACGGUAAUCCUGGGCGCGACGGACAAGCCGGACAACCUGGACCGAAUGGUCCACCAGGACCUCAAGGACCACCCGGAAAUGCAGGUGCAGAUGGAGAACCUGGUGCGGAUGGACAGCCUGGACCACAAGGCGAGAGAGGUAUUUGCCCGAAAUAUUGCGCCCUUGACGGAGGUGUAUUCUUCGAAGACGGUACAAGAAGAUGA
Anisakis simplex (herring worm) is the source of this 405-nucleotide messenger RNA. The record is from the annotation of a GenBank genome assembly. NCBI's taxonomy places the organism in Eukaryota, Metazoa, Nematoda, Chromadorea, Rhabditida, Anisakidae.